AUGGUCAACCAUUUUAUUGAUAACCUCUUUCCACACCUCUCUCCCAGAAGACGAGCUGUUGCACGGUCCCCCGCUAACGGGCGUGGCAGUCCCCUUGGUGGCAGGAUUGUGUGCCGUAAGUGUCAGAGCAAGUUUGUUUCCUAUCAGCAGCUAACCAACCACCAGCGAAAGGAGGGGGGCUGCAUUCCUGUGAGAUCUAGUGCAUCUAUCACUGCAACUAGUACGUCGACACAAGUUCCACCAUCAUCGCCGCUCCGGCAGUUCAACGCCUUCGAUUCUUCCUCCCACCCCUUGUCGCCCAUCCCAGAUCCUCUAACUCCUCCUCAUAUUGUAACUCAAGAUGCAGCUGGGACAGGUAACUCCGAAGAAGCAGACACUUCAUACCACCACCUCAUAUCUCCGGAACCAAGGACAUCUGCCUUAGGUCAGCAAGUUGGGGCGCGGUUCGAACAGAUUCCUCCUUGUGACGGGUCCAGCACCUUUGCUUCUGAAGAUCCAGCGGAAGAGAAAAGGCAAGAGGUUGUAGCAUUCAUAAAAAACUGCAAUGGGGGCAGAGGGCUCUCUCGGAAGGACCAGAACUGGCUGCUCAGCUUUGCUGAGAUUCCUGGAUUGAAGAAUGACAAAGAUGUGCAGAAGCAUAUUGACACGCUCCCAAGACCGGAAGGUUGGUCUAGAGCCAACCUAGCGGGCCCCGGGGAUGGACAAGACCUCUUCCUCGACUACUGCGAUGCGUAUACUGCUGUUCUGAGUUUGUGGAAGGAUCCGGCGCACGCUGGAAAAUUGAUCUUGAAGCCCAAGAUUCUGCGGAUCAAGAAUGGGGAGCGCCGGUAUAAAGAGGCGCACACCGGCGUCUGGUGGCAUGACAUGCAGAAUUUGAUCCCAGCGUCAGACACAGUGCUGGCGCUCAUACUGUAUAGCGACGGGACACCGCUCAGUUUGAGUGGGCGACUCAAAGUGCGCCCAGUGAUCUUGAGCCUUGCCAACAUUCCCAAGGAGCUCAGGGGGAAGCUCUCUGGUACAAAGAGUGGCAACAAGACUAACUGCCCUUGUCACACGUGUCUCGUGCUGGCCUGCGACCUUGAUGAUCUAGCUGCAGGCAGACGCGCCGAACUUCGGACAGAAAAGAGGAUGAAGCAGAUCUACGAUCAGGUUGUGAAGCUCCAUGCACAGGGAGGCUGUAAUGCGGUGAUUGAGUCAUUGGUCAAAGGCUGGUCAGUGAACCCGGUUGAGCUGGACCACGGGGUAAUACCCAUGUUGUUCGAGCUCGUGGGCGAGUACGCUAAGGACAAGUUCGGAGCCAAGGAGGGCAAUAAGCGCGUGGCUUUAGCGAACAAGCGCUUUCUCUCCUUCCGGAACUCGCACCCUGGUCUCCGUUUGCCCAACAUCGACUUCCUGGGCGGUUCGUCUUUCGUAACCGCCUUCGAGCAUCGGCACAGUUUGUCGGUAGCCGUCUAUGCCGUCGUGGGAGUUUUUACACUGCCCAACGGUCGUGACGAGAUAACACCCCUCUUUCGCGAUUUCGCUGAUGUGUACCUUGACUUUGCUGUCCGGCACAAAAGCCGAGGUCACACCGAUGCGUCCUUGGCGAAGGUAGACGCUGAUUGGGAUAAGGUCCUCGCUAAGAUGAAGAGGAUUUUGCCUUACCAGGCUUCGGGUUGGGGUACCUCCAAGGUACACACCAACGCGCAUUCUACCGAGUCGGUCAGUCUCAAAGGUCUUCCCGGGGAGUACUCUGCCGAUAAUUACGAGUCGAGUCACAAGAGGACGGCAAAGAACCCCUUCAGAGCUUCCAACAAAAACCAUAUGCAGCUGCAAAUGGUCAAGCAUGUGACCGACCGUCUCGCCCUGCGCAAAGCGGGCAAGGACUACUUCGUUCCGACUCGGAAGGAGACAGCUCUCCGCAAGCGGGCUAGAGACCAGAAGACCAACCUGCUGAGCGUGAAAGGUGGCCCUCUCCGUCUCUUCCGUCUCUCCAGGCAGUCCCUGCGGGACGGCAAUCGAGAUCCCGCCCUUCUCGCGCAGCCCGAGCUGGUCCAUCUCGAGCGCGUCCUUCGCGCGCACCUCGGAGGGAAUCCCAGAGGCACGCGAGCUUUGCUCGCGAAUCUUCCCACCGUUCAAGACGCCAAGGUUAUCCGACACAAGACGCUUGCGAUUGCAAGAGCGCGGCAGCCUGACGGCAGUUUGAAGACGGAGUUGGCUCGGGCGAACCCAUGCUUCGGGCAGAACCAGCGGCCCGUUUUCAGCAAUGUGAUUGUGGAUGGUGUCGGGUCGGAACGGCGAGGGCGACUGGAACGGACUGACUGGUAUGCGCAACUUCGUUUGUUGUUUUCCUGUGUCGAUCACCGGGGACAGAAGCGCGCCUAUGCUUUCGUGAAGUGGUAUCAGAAAACGGGCCCACAAGACGGGACCAGGAGCAUCCGUCUAAAAUGGGAGAUGGUUAACGGCCCCGGGGGUGUUGAGCAGGUUCGGUAUGACGUCAUAGGCCUUCAAACAAUAAAACGGCUUGAGCACAUCCUCCCGGAUCCAAACAACGAAGGUAUGUUUUAUGUUAAUGAAACCCGUCUAGUGUAG
Klebsormidium nitens is the source of this 2571-nucleotide messenger RNA. The record is from the annotation of a GenBank genome assembly. Lineage: Eukaryota; Viridiplantae; Streptophyta; Klebsormidiophyceae; Klebsormidiales; Klebsormidiaceae.